GACCAACACAAACGCGCCGGCGGCGCCCGAAAGCAACCCCGAACCCACGGCGCGUCGCUGCCCGGCACCACCGCACCACUCCUGUCCCCCCGGCGACGGCACGAUGCGGCAGCAGCCUUUCUCGCGGCACGCCGGCUUCUUCGCCUCCCUCCAGCGGGUGGAACACCGACUGGCCUCGGAGUCGGAGCAACACCAGGAGCAGAAGAAGAGCCCGCCGCCGCCGACACCGGCAACGGCAGCAGCAACGGCGCGCCAAUCCGAGGCGUCGCCGUUCUCGGACACCAUGACCGCCUCCCCCCUCCUCUUCCUCGACCCAGCAGCGCCCGCACCAGCGCCCAGCGGCACGGCCGCGGACCGCGACAGCAGCGGCCCGGCGCUGGACUUCCUCACCGCCGUCACCGAAGAGGACCAGCGCAUCCAACAGGAUGACGACGACGGAGACGACGGCGGCGGGGAGGACAUCGCGAGGCUCAUGGCGCUGCUCGGCCUGUCACCGCCGCAACCUCCGCCGUGGGGCGGCGACAGCAUCCGCCGCGACGACGAAGACGGAGGCGGGUGCGACUGCAGCGGCGCCGACGGGUUCCUGGCCAAGGUCGUGGGCAUGGUCGGACCCAAGUGCGACAGGGAGAAGGCGAGGCUGGACGCCUGGAUCCGCCAUUACCACCGCGGGGGAGGCGUCGGGUGCAGGGAGCCCGCGAGGCUGGCGCACCUGCUGCUCGCCAGGGCUUCCGGCGACACGGCGGCCGUUGCGUUCCCGGCCAGCGUCAAGGACUUCUUGGACCACGAUCCGCCACGGCAGUUGACGGACGAGUCGGAGUGAUGGUCCAUAAUAAUAAGCGCAUCCGGUAACUGCCUACCUUUCCAAUCAGUUUCACAAAACCGCAUGUCUCCGGUUUGCAUCACUCUUGCCUUCUCUUCCCUGGAUAAUGUAAAUCGAGCAACUGCACCUGCAUCUCAAGCUUCACUUUUUGUCUCACCCUGGAUGACGUAGCAAUGUUUUGGUUUGGCUUAACAGGAUAUGCUGUAAUUUCCCUGUGAGGCAUGAAAUUGAUCUAGCAUGACAGUGGUAUACUGUUAUUUGUUUGCCUUUGUAAUAGGAGAAUUAAUGUUUUGUAAGAAAUGCAUGAAUGCUCGGAUAUGGACAGUGGGUCCAACAAGCUGAAAGUGGCUUCAGAGUUAAGACUGAUUAUAAGAGACAGGAAGAAAGAUCAUUAGCUUA
Sorghum bicolor (sorghum) is the source of this 1219-nucleotide messenger RNA. RefSeq lists its product as uncharacterized. NCBI's taxonomy places the organism in Eukaryota, Viridiplantae, Streptophyta, Magnoliopsida, Poales, Poaceae. The coding region runs from base 104 to 820 and encodes 238 amino acids. The record is from RefSeq and is a predicted model, not a curated record. The transcript has 2 exons.